Sceloporus undulatus (fence lizard) is the source of this 3891-nucleotide messenger RNA. It is a transcript of the gene DAPK3, whose product is annotated as death associated protein kinase 3. The record is from RefSeq and is a predicted model, not a curated record. NCBI's taxonomy places the organism in Eukaryota, Metazoa, Chordata, Lepidosauria, Squamata, Phrynosomatidae. Bases 412 to 1782 code for a protein of 456 amino acids. Gene Ontology annotation, molecular function: protein serine/threonine kinase activity; ATP binding. The transcript is spliced from 9 exons. Gene Ontology annotation, biological process: positive regulation of apoptotic process; protein phosphorylation; intracellular signal transduction. Gene Ontology annotation, cellular component: cytoplasm; nucleus.
GGGGGAAAAGAGAAUGAAGGAAAGUGGGGGAAGGAAGGAAAUAAAGAAAAUGUAGGAAAGAGAAUGAAAGAAAGAUUGAAGGAAAGAAGGAAAAGAGUCUGACUUCUGCCUGCAGUGACGUCAGUGGCUCGACCGCAGAGGAGGAGAUGGAACGCUGGCGGCGGAGUCGGUGACGUCACCGGCGCGCUUUAGCCAAUGGGGAGCGGCCGCCAGGGCCCGUCCGGCAGCGAGGCGAGUGUUGGAAUGCGGGAAACACCGGCGGCUGAGGCUCUGUCUUGAGGCGCGUCCUCGUGAGCGCGCGCCCUUCCUUCCUUCCCUCCCUCCGAGGCGCGCUCCCGACCCCUGAGCUCCUAGAUCCCUUGCCAGGAAACUUGAGGAGUCGAGAGCUAACUCUCCUCUUGCAGGGGAGCCAUGUCUACCUUCCGGCAGGAAAAUGUGGAAGACCACUACGAAAUGGAGGAGGAGCUUGGAAGUGGGCAGUUUGCGAUUGUGAGGAAAUGCCGGGAGAAGAAAACCGGCCUGGAAUAUGCGGCCAAAUUCAUCAAGAAGCGCCGUCUCUCUUCAAGCCGCCGGGGGGUGAGCCGGGAGGAGAUAGAGAGAGAAGUGAACAUCCUACGGGAGAUCCAGCACCCCAAUAUCAUCACCCUUCAUGACAUCUUUGAGAACAAGACGGACGUGGUCCUGAUCCUGGAGCUGGUGUCCGGCGGGGAGCUCUUCGACUUCCUGGCUGAGAAGGAGUCUCUGACAGAGGAAGAGGCCACCCAGUUCCUCAAGCAGAUCUUGGACGGGGUUUACUACCUGCAUUCCAAACGCAUCGCCCAUUUCGACCUCAAGCCUGAAAACAUCAUGCUGCUAGACAAAAACGUGCCCAGCCCUCGUAUCAAACUGAUUGACUUUGGCAUUGCUCACAAGAUCGAAGCUGGAAGCGAGUUUAAAAACAUCUUUGGCACCCCGGAGUUCGUAGCCCCAGAAAUAGUCAACUAUGAACCUUUGGGCCUGGAAGCUGACAUGUGGAGCAUCGGAGUCAUCACAUAUAUCCUCCUAAGUGGUGCAUCCCCCUUCUUGGGUGAAACGAAGCAGGAGACAUUGACCAACAUCUCUGCCGUGAACUACGAUUUUGAUGAAGAGUAUUUCAGCAACACCAGUGAACUGGCCAAGGACUUCAUUCGGCGUCUGCUUGUCAAGGAUCCCAAGAAACGAAUGACGAUUGAGCAAAGCUUGGAGCACCCAUGGAUUAAGGUGAUCAAGAGGCGGAACGUCCGUAAUGAAGACAACGGGAAGAAGCCAGAGCGGCGGCGCCUCAAGACGACCCGCCUGAAGGAGUACACCAUCAAGUCCCACUCCAGCAUGCCCCCCAACAACACCUACAUCAACUUUGAGCGCUUCUCCAAGGUGAUGGAAGAAGUGACAGUGGCAGAGGAGAGCCUGAGGGCUCUGCAGCAGAGCAAGAAGUCCUUCCGGGAGGACAUAGAGGCUCUGCGCUCCAUCUACGAGGACAAGGAGCUCUGGUACAAGGAGGAGAACGAGGCCAUCAGCCAAGACCUGCGCCAGAUCCGGCAGGAGAUGCAGAAGACAGAAGCCCUCAAGCGGCAGACCCAGGAGGAGGCCAAGAGCACCUCUCUGGCCGCCAAUGGGCUGAAGCGACGUUACCGGAAGCUGGAGAACCGCUACGAGGCCUUGGCCAAACAGGUGGCAUCCGAGAUGAAGUUCGUGCAAGAGCUGGUCCGUUCGGUGGAGCUGGAGAAGAUGCAGAGCGGGGAGGGCGACUGCGGACUCCGCUAACCCCCAAGUCUUCCUGGGGCCCCUUGGAAAAGGGGGGGAAGAUAUGUGGGGGACGGGAGUAAGGUUAGCCUUUCAGUUCUGUUUUUUCGGGGUCUUUCUAGUGGAGCUCCUCAGCCCUACAUUUCAUGGGACAGAAAACCCUAUUAACGCGCCUUAUUUUAAUCGCUGGUGUGGCUGCUUCUAAGAAUACGUAACUCAUCAUGCAGUGCUCCAAGAAUAUAUAGCCCAUCAUGUGGCACUCCUGGAGAGAUCCUGCGCUGUGGAAGAGAUCAUUGCAUGCCUGGAAUGUGUAUUCUCUUUGCAUUUGAAAAUGGAACCGUGCACUUAUUGAAGUGAUAUUAUCUCAUGCGGACUUUGCUUCCUGCCUACCUCGACAGAGCGGUGUGUGGGUGAAAACUCACCAGCCAAAAGGACCUUUCCUCUGUUAUGGAUGGAGAGCAUCCAUGGAAACACUUUGUGUACUCCCUCUUGCUAGAUGGCCUUCCAACUCCAAACUGUGAGGCUGAUAAGCUCAUUCUGCCUUAUUUGCAGUGUUUCUGAAUGUGGAGCAACUCCUUUUGGGUCUGCUUUGGAGGACUGAGGACAAACCUGACCUGUGAGAUAAAGAUAAACCUGUGUCUCCAGACCCAUUCCAAGGCACAGUCUAGUUGUCCCACGCAAGAUUAUCUCUUCCCUGCAUUGGCUUUCCUUUGCUUAUUUCUUGCUCCAGACAUAUCAUCAUCUCAACAAUCCAGAACCCAAAAAUCUUCCUUUCAUGUUUCCCCCAAAGUGUAUCAGGCAGGGAAAAGAAAAUUACAGAGGGCUUUGGAAAGGAUUUAGGAUUACACCUGGCCUCAGGUUCUUCCUGGGUUUAUUUUCAGGUGCAGAAAAAGUUUCCUGAAACGUUUCAUAGAGGCCUCAAGGAGCCCUAGUCUCUUUCUUUUUUAAAAUGACCCCCCCCCCUUUGCCUGGCAAACAAGGACAUUUGAACUGGUUUCCAGUUUUUGGCUGAUUUGGGCUUUUGAUCUUAAGGACAAAAAUGUGCCUGUUAUCUGUUGGGUUUCGGUUCCAGGACCGUCCCCCCUCAAUGGAUGCUCAAGUCCUAUUAUAUACAGUGGCAUAGUAAAAUGGAGUCCCUGGUAUAAAAUGGUUUAAGCAGGGUUUGCUUUUGGGAAUUUAUGUAUUCUUAAAAAUAUUUUCAAGCUGUGGAUAGUUGAAUCCACGGAUGAGGAGGACCGACUGUAGUUUGAAAACGAAGAGGUCAGGAUGGCAGGGGGUCCCCUUGAAUUUCCCAGACUUCCAAGCGCAUGUGUGGAAGUGACAGGGGAGUUGUGUGGACAAAAGGCACAUCGUUUUGAGGCUGAAGUUUGGGUAUGUGUGGAGGCUCAUUGGCAUCCAAGUGAUCUACCUGGACUUGAGCUUUCUUGGGCGAUGCUUUGGAGCAAUUGAGCUUGUCUUGCCAAAAAGGGAGGAGGUCUUGCGAUGGGUUUGACUUUUCUCUAUUUCUGCCAGCCAGGGAUAGUGCAGAAGGGAAGCUAAAAACCAUGAAAAGGGAGACUGCUUUAUUUCAGCAUGAAUUUCCUUCCGCCCGCCUCUUCAGGUACACCUGAAAUAUCACCUUCCAGACAUUUAAGCAUGACUGGGUAAAGGCCUAGAGAGAGGAAAAAUGGAAAUACAGUAAUUCAGGGGAAGGAUGAGCUUUCCCCCUUGAUCUUUCCUGGGGGAAAAGGGUUUAUGGAAUAUUCUCUUUUAGAACGAAGACAAGUAUUUAAAAGAAGGUGUUCAUGUAUUUACACACACACAUGUAUUUUUAAAAGCAUUGUAGCAGGUGGGAUUUUAUGUAAGACUAUGCACAGUAUUUAACGUCAUUGCAGUUUUUGGUUCUUUUAAUAGGAAUGAGCGCUUUGUUUGCAGGGCAUUAUGGAGGACUGGAGGAGACAAAAGGAAUAUUCUUUGGUUGUUGUUGUUGUUGUUGUUUUUGCCAGCUCCUCCGAAACUAGGAAAAGAAAUUCCUUACAGUUCAGGAUGUUUGAGUUCCAUUUGUAACUAAAAAAUAAAAUUUAAAAAAAUGCAAUUUGUAAUUGAAAAAAAUCUCUGUACUUUUAAAUACAUCAAACGUAACAGUUUCAA